Messenger RNA from Culicoides brevitarsis, 1308 nucleotides. RefSeq names its product nucleosome assembly protein 1-like 1-A (gene Nap1). Gene Ontology annotation, biological process: nucleosome assembly. Bases 100 to 1227 code for a protein of 375 amino acids. The record is from RefSeq and is a predicted model, not a curated record. Gene Ontology annotation, molecular function: histone binding; chromatin binding. The transcript has 2 exons. Lineage: Eukaryota; Metazoa; Arthropoda; Insecta; Diptera; Ceratopogonidae. Gene Ontology annotation, cellular component: nucleus; chromatin.
CGUCAAAAUUUCCGAACUCGUGCUGAUUCGAACCACAUUCUCGAGUUCUCGCAUAUUUUACAGGAAUUUCCAAUUGCGUUCAUCGUAAAUAUCGGCAGAAUGGAUCCCAUGGAGUCGUCCGGAGACGAGCACGAUCACGAUACCGUCGUCUUCGAGGAUUUGCUGAAGAAUCAGGCAUUCUUGACCGCAUCCAUGCGACGCCAAUUGCUCAAGACAAUGGUGCGAUCGCUGCCCGACAAAGUACAACGUCGGAUAAAAGCGCUGAAAAAUCUCCAAUUGGAUCACUUGAAGCUCGAGGCGAAGUUUUAUCAGGAAAUGUACGAACUUGAACGCAAAUAUUUCGAACUCUAUCAACCCAUUAAGGAUAAACGCAGGGAGAUUAUUGCCGGCAAUGUUGAACCAACGGAUGAGGAAGCGGCCUACCAAUCAGCUGGCGAAGAGGAAGACGAGGAAAUGUCGGAGAAGUUGAAGCAAAUGUCGCUGGAUCUGCAAAAAGGUUUGCCCAAAUUUGACGAAAACGUUGCCGGAAUUCCCGAUUUUUGGUUGCAAGUGUUCAAAAGUACGGAAGUUAUCGCCGAUAUGCUUCAACCGCAUGACGAGCCCAUUCUGAAACACUUGCAAGACCUCAAAAUUGUGCACGAUGCGAACGACAUGGCGUACACGAUCGAAUUCCAUUUUUCGCCAAACGAGUAUUUCAAAGAUGCCGUUCUCACGAAGAAAUAUUUUCUGCGUUGCGAAUCGAAUAAAGAUGAUCCGCUCGGGUUCGAGGGACCUGAAAUCAUCAAAUGCACGGGUUGCAUCAUCAAUUGGUUGCCGGGCAAGAAUGUUUGUGUUAAAACGAUUAAAAAGAAGCAAAAACACAAGGCACGUGGCGCCGUUCGUACAAUUACGAAGCAAGUCCCGAACGAUUCGUUCUUCAACUUUUUCGCACCUCCCUUGGCAGCUGAUGAUUCGAAUAUGGAUGAAGAGUCGGAAGCUAUUUUGACGACAGACUUUGAGAUUGGGCACUUUUUGCGCUCUCGUCUCAUCAAUAGGGCUGUUUUGUACUAUUGCGGAGAUAUCGUCGAAGAUGACGAGUCUGACGAAGAGGAAGAAGAAGAAGCAACGGAUGAAGAAACCGGAGAUUCAGAUGAAGACGAUGAACGUCCUGCAAAACCUGCACACAAGAACAAGGGAGGACAAGCAGCUGGCGAUGGUCAACAACCUGCUGAAUGCAAACAAUCCUAAAAGCUUUUUUUUUUACUAUUGAAAAUUUAUCCGUACAUUUACUAAUUUCCUUAUUUUUAUGACUUCAAACGUCAUUUUUUU